AUGGUAACUGCACUACCGAGCAUUUUUUCCAUCGUGGUAAUAAUAGAAUUUCUCCUAGGAAAUUUUGCCAAUGGCUUCAUAGCACUGGUGAACUUCAUUGACUGGACCAAGAGACAAAAGAUCUCCUCAGUUGAUCACAUUCUCGCUGCUCUGGCUGUCUCCAGAAUUGGUUUGCUCUGGGUAAUGAUAAUAAAUUGGUAUGCAACUUUGUUCAAUCCAGAUUUCUAUAGCUUAGAAGUAAGAAUUAUUUUUCAAAUUGCCUGGACAGUAAGCAAUCAUUUUAGCAUCUGGCUGGCUACUAGCCUCAGCAUAUUUUAUUUGUUCAAAAUAGCCAACUUCUCCAGCCGUAUUUUCCUUCGCCUCAAGUGGAGAGUUAAAAGCAUAGUUCUUGUGAUUCUGUUGGGGUCCUUGUUCUUUUUGGUUUUUCAUGUUGUGGUGGUGAGCGUACAUGAGAAAGUGCAGACUGAGGUAUAUGAAGGAAACGGCACUAGGAAGACCAAAUUGAGGGACAUUUUACAGCUCUCAAAUAGGACUAUAUUCACACUAGCAAACUUCAUACCCUUUGGUAUGUCCCUGAUGUCUUUUGUGCUGUUGAUCUUUUCCCUCUGGAAACAUCUCAAGAGGAUGCAGCUCUGUGAUAAGGGAUCCCAAGAUCCCAGCACCAAGGUCCACAUAAGAACCAUGCAGACUGUGGUCUCCUUUCUCUUGUUCUUUGCCGGUUACUUCUUUACUCUGACGAUCACAAUUUGGAGUUCUAAUUGGCUGCAGAACGAGUUCGGCUUCCUCCUUUGCCAGGUUAUUGGAAUCCUAUAUCCUUCAAUCCACUCGUUGAUGCUGAUUUGGGGAAACAAGAAGCUAAGACAGGCCUUUCUGUCAUUUCUGUGGCAGCUGAAGUGCUGACUGAAAGAAACAAAGAGGAGCAUUGUGUGUCUUCUAGGAGAAAACCAGUUGAUGGAGCCCAUAACAUU
Messenger RNA from Panthera uncia (snow leopard), 968 nucleotides. Its product is annotated as taste receptor type 2 member 66-like. Gene Ontology annotation, cellular component: membrane. NCBI's taxonomy places the organism in Eukaryota, Metazoa, Chordata, Mammalia, Carnivora, Felidae. Bases 1 to 900 code for a protein of 299 amino acids. The record is from RefSeq and is a predicted model, not a curated record. Gene Ontology annotation, biological process: G protein-coupled receptor signaling pathway; sensory perception of taste; detection of chemical stimulus involved in sensory perception of bitter taste. The transcript has a single exon. Gene Ontology annotation, molecular function: bitter taste receptor activity; G protein-coupled receptor activity.